Messenger RNA from Babesia bovis T2Bo, 919 nucleotides. Its product is annotated as RNA recognition motif domain containing protein. Gene Ontology annotation, molecular function: protein binding; RNA binding. Bases 36 to 914 code for a protein of 292 amino acids. The transcript is spliced from 3 exons. The record is from RefSeq and is a predicted model, not a curated record. Gene Ontology annotation, cellular component: ribonucleoprotein complex. Lineage: Eukaryota; Apicomplexa; Aconoidasida; Piroplasmida; Babesiidae.
AUGAGUGUUUGCAUCUACUUGGAGAGGGAAUCAUCAUGGAGGAUGUAUCACAGUACCGGCUGCGUUCUCCAAGUCUGGAUGCUGGUAACACUUAUUCUGACCCAUUGAAUGAAAAGCGUUUGCGUAUAUGGGUUGGAAAUAUUCCAUCAACAAUUAAUACAAAGUUGUUUCUUUCAACAUUGCGGGAGUUUAACGUACCACCGGUAAAGGAGGUGGUUUUAAAGCGUUAUCCCGUCCGUAGCUGGUCAUUUCUUACGUUCCAUACUAAGGAGGAGGCUAUGGAAGGCAUCAGCAUUCUACAUGGUAGACGUAUUUUUGGAGAUGAUGAACUCCCUUUGGAAGCUCGUUUGGCAAAUCCACAUGACUCCAAGGAUCCAUCGGAGUCACCUACAAUUGAUUCAGCACCAUCUGAUUUGGCUUUGGGUGGAUCUGAUGGCAUAUUGCACCCUGCAUAUCGUAACAGUUUUCUCAGCACGCUUGCUGAUGAUUACGACUUUCUACAGGAGGCUGACGAGUCUACAUUAUGGCAUGUUUACAAGGAUGAAAACGGCAUUCCUUAUUACUACAAUGACAUAACUGGAACUACUCAGUGGGAGCGUCCAAUCCCACCCAUGCUUGCAGUAGAGAACGCAAUUAAUGAACGUACACGUUCAGGUUCUCCUACAGGCACUAAUUUAUUUAUAUUCCACAUUCCAGGAUGCUGGACUGACACAGAUCUUGCAAUGCACUUCACACCAUUUGGUAACCUUGUUUCUGCCAAAGUGCAGAAGGACGCAAAUGGUGCUAAUGCAGGUUUUGGCUUCGUAAGCUACGACAAUCCACAAAGUGCGGCUGCUGCAGUACGUCUUAUGAAGGGAUACGCGACGAACUCGAAGUUUUUAAAGGUCGAGUUCAAGAAAGGCGAAGGCGCUUAGCCGUU